AUGACCUUGUCUUCCGAUACCUCAAAGCUAAUACUAGAACAGGAAGAGGAAGAACAAGAGAAAGAAGAGAAAGAAGAAAAAGAAGAAAAGGGAUAUUCUCAAGGAUAUCAAGAUUCUUCACAAUAUCUUCAUUGGCGAUACUCUUCCGAACAGCUUUAUACCAUACGAUAUGAGUUGAACAUGAAAUGUGCCGAGAAGAUCAAGACGAAUCAACGAUUGGAAAGGGAAGCUCAAUUAUCCCUCGGCCACGACCUCACCCCAUAUACGGAACCCCCCAGAUUGAACGUAACAGACGAACUCGUAUUGAUCCGUUUUUAUUCUUCUCAAAUCUCUCAAAUAUGUAGAAAAGGUUUCGGUUUACCGGAAAUGGUGGAAAAUACUGCUAUAACGUAUUUGAAAAGGUUUUAUCUUAAGAACAGUGUGAUGGAUUGGCAUCCGAAGAAUAUCAUGCCAACAUGUCUAUUCUUAGCUGCCAAAACGACCAAUCAUCCAAUCCCAAUAGACAUAUUCGUACCGAAAUUCGCAAAACUUUCCCCGGGGGAUAUAUUCGAUACGGAGUUCUUGGUUGCUCAAAGUUUGAGUUUUCAAUUUUGGAUAAGAGGACCUGAAAAGGCUUUGAGAGGGUUUGGAUUGGAUUUUCAAACACUACCCAACCCCGAACCGAUAUCUUCAACAUUAUCCAAAGCUGCCCAUUACCUAUCCCAAUCCAGAUUAACAGACCUAGAAUUCUUUUAUACACCAUCACAAAUCGCUUUAUCAUGCUGGUCCCUUUCUUCUCCUUCUUUAGUGGAUAAAUGGUUAGAUGAGAAAUACGAUUCUCUAUCCACCCUUUCCAUUCAAUCUUCAUCUACUCAUCAUGAUCCCUCGGACUCUUCUCUUAAAGAAGUUGAUAAACGUUUAAAAGGGAAUAUGAACCCUGAGAAAAUACCAGGUACCGCUUUGUGA
Messenger RNA from Tremella mesenterica DSM 1558, 945 nucleotides. RefSeq lists its product as uncharacterized. NCBI's taxonomy places the organism in Eukaryota, Fungi, Basidiomycota, Tremellomycetes, Tremellales, Tremellaceae. The record is from RefSeq and is a predicted model, not a curated record. Gene Ontology annotation, cellular component: transcription factor TFIIK complex; nucleus. The transcript has 5 exons. The coding region runs from base 1 to 945 and encodes 314 amino acids. Gene Ontology annotation, biological process: regulation of transcription by RNA polymerase II; regulation of cyclin-dependent protein serine/threonine kinase activity. Gene Ontology annotation, molecular function: cyclin-dependent protein serine/threonine kinase regulator activity.